Messenger RNA from Pyricularia oryzae 70-15, 4577 nucleotides. RefSeq names its product phospholipid-transporting ATPase 1. Gene Ontology annotation, molecular function: ATPase-coupled intramembrane lipid carrier activity; ATP hydrolysis activity; ATP binding. The transcript has 2 exons. The record is from RefSeq and is a predicted model, not a curated record. NCBI's taxonomy places the organism in Eukaryota, Fungi, Ascomycota, Sordariomycetes, Magnaporthales, Pyriculariaceae. Gene Ontology annotation, biological process: intracellular protein transport; post-Golgi vesicle-mediated transport; endocytic recycling. The coding region runs from base 626 to 4465 and encodes 1279 amino acids. Gene Ontology annotation, cellular component: plasma membrane.
AUAAUACCCAGGGCAGUCCCAACGAGGCAAUUGGCGGGUUUAGACGUCAUAAACCUUGGGCGGAACUAGAACUUUAACGUGAGGCUUCCUAGCGUGCGUUCUUUGGGUGCGAUCUCUUUCUUCAGCUACGGUACCCCGUCGAGGACAGGCGCCGUUCUAACCUGCAGCUUCUUUCAACAGUGUCAACAGUGUCGCGCGGCCGGCGUGUAUUUUUAUUCCUUUUUUUUCUAUUUUUAUGACGUAUUUUCUUUCGUGUUUGUUAAAAUCUCUGUACGAAUAAGGCGCUUCUUCUCGUACUCUUAUCCCCAUCGAUUUCUCCCCUGAGCAACAAGCACAUACAUACAUACGAUUGCAGCAAGCUCCUCAGAACCCGCAUGGCGCGGAGUCGCUUGGGCUUGAUGCCAUGUGUUCUGGUGUCUCGAAGAAGCUUCAGAAGUCUCAGCACCUGCAGGAUUAUACAUACACAGGACUAACUAGUGGGGGCACUCGAUUUUCCGCGCAGCGCAUCUUUCGGUUACUCGAGCUGCUAUAACCGUGACAUUUAAUUCUGCGAAAAGCAUUCGAAGGGAGGCAGGGUAGAGGGGCUGAAAGAGGGCUCUCUUUGGGAGGACGAUAGGACUCAGCAAUGGCGCCGCCACUGCAAGCUAUAGGAGGGGAUACCCGAGUGCCGGCCCAGCGGCAGACUCGCAGACGGCAUCUGCGCAUAGCUGACGCUAUCCAUGGGACCUCGGAUAGUGCGUCGGCCAUAUGGCGCCGGUAUGUGUCGGCUAACUUGGAGCGCGUCGCCGCCGCGAUUCCGUCUUUCCACCGGUCUAUUCCGCCCAGUCGGGAUGGCCGUCAGGUCCCGCUCAGCGCGCGCUGGCGGGACGGGGUUGAGCUGCGCGACGAACGCACCGGCAAGCCGUACAUCUCAAACUUUAUCCGGUCGAGCCGCUAUACGAUCUGGGAUUUCCUACCACGGCAGCUCGUUUUCCAGUUUAUGAAGAUUGCCAACUUUUACUUUCUCAUCAUCGCCAUCCUGCAGCUGAUACCGGGCCUCAGUCCCGUGGCAUCGUACACGACCGGAGCGCCGCUCAUCGUCUUUGUUGCUUUCAGCAUGGCCAAGGAGGGCUAUGACGACUACAGGAGAUAUAAGCUUGAUCUGGUAGAGAACCGCAGCUCUGCGUGGGUUCUGGACCCUAACGGAGUCGUCAAGAGUCGACUGGAGCGGUCCAAGAAGGGUAAGAUUGGAGUGAAGCGCCCCAGUAAACGCGAGAGGACCGACGACGAGGCUGGCCAAGAUUUUGGCGACGGGACGGAGCUGCGUCAGAUAGGCGAGGGUGAUCAGGCUGGCGGGAGCAAACAGGACAGACACACAGACCACCACAGUACGGCCAGGCAGAACAUCUGGUCGCAUGUUCAGUGGCAGGACAUAAGAGUCGGGGACGUUGUGCGCUUACAAAGGGACGAGCAAGUGCCCGCAGACUUGGUUCUGCUUUCGGCGUCGGGAACGAAUGGGAUCGCCUACAUCGAUACUAUGGCUUUGGAUGGGGAGACGAACCUAAAGAGCAAACAAGCAUGUCCCCUGCUGGCUAAGCGCUGUGGCACUGUGGCAGGAAUCUGUCACUGCGAUGCCACGGUGAUCGCCGAGGACCCAAAUCUCGACAUAUAUUCCUUUGACGGCAGUGUCCGUGUUGGCGACAAGACAAUGCCGCUGACCAGAGACCAAGUGGUAUUUCGUGGCUCCACGAUGAGGAACACCCGCGAAGCAUACGGCCUUGUCAUCAACUCUGGUGAGGAGUGUAAGAUCCGCAUGAACGCGCACAAAAGCGUACGUGCCAAACACCCGGCCAUGCAGGCCGUCACGAACCGCAUCGUUUUGCUUCUUAUCGUUGUUCUUGUCAUGUUGGCUGUGGGCCUCAAGAUUGGCAACGACGAGUUCGAGGCAGAGUUCGGCCCAACCAACUGGUACAUGUUUGGCGUGCGCUUGAGCAUCAGCGAACAGGUCUUUGGUUUCAUCAUCCUCUUAAACACUCUCAUCCCACUGUCUCUAUAUAUCAGUCUUGAGGCCAUCAAAAUCGGGCAGCUUUAUAUGCUGCAGGACAUCGAGAUGUACGACGCCGAAAGCAACACGCCGAUCGUAGCCAACACCACUACCAUCCUCGAAAACCUGGGCCAGGUGAGCUACAUAUUUUCCGACAAGACUGGAACCUUGACAGAGAACGUCAUGCGCUUCCAGAAGCUGAGCCUCGGUGGCUAUGUAUGGAAUCACGACAUGGGCAUCCGCGACGAAGCCCCGGAGACCGAGCUACAAACGCUAGGUUUGAUGCAACACCUGCAAUACAACCCAGAAACGCCCUUGUCGGAGAGGGCGCUGCACUUUAUACUCUGCAUGGCACUGUGCAAUACCUGUUUACCGGAGACCACGGAUAAGGGCGAAAUCGAGUACCAAGCUGCGUCCCCGGAUGAGCUGGCCUUGAUCAAUGCAGCCAGGGAGCUGGGCUACGUCAUGAUAGAUCGCGACAGCGAAACCAUCAAGCUGCAGCGCCCGGUGAGUGGCAGCAACGACGACGUGGAUAUUGGCACAUAUACUAUUUUGGACGUCAUUGAAUUCACCAGCGAUCGCAAACGGAUGUCGGUCAUUCUGGGCACUCCCGAAGGUCGCAUAUUAUUAUUGAGCAAAGGAGCAGACAGUGCUUUGCUACCACGACUAAGGCUGAAACAGUUGGUAGAUCGAGUGGCAGCUGCCGUCAACAGACGGACAAACAGGCGGCGCAGCAUGCGGAUGGACUCGGCCAGGAAAAUGUCCGGUCCGGUCAGUCCGAGCUCUAUCGGGGAAUGGUCCGACUUUGGAUUACACGAUGACCAUACCUCCUCGGAAGUUGCAAUGCUUUCAGAUGCGGAUAUCUUUGAGGCAUGCUUCAGGCAUAUUGAGGACUUUGCUUCAGAGGGACUACGCACGCUGCUGUUUAGUUACCGGUAUAUUGAAGAGGCAGACUACGUAGCCUGGAAACGAGAGUAUCAUGAGGCCGAGACGAGCCUGGUCGACCGUCAAGCUCGCAUCGACUCGGUAGCUGAAAAGAUUGAGCUGGAGUUGGAGCUUGCAGGCAUCACUGCGAUUGAGGACAAGUUACAGGAUGGCGUACCGGAAACCAUCGAUAAGCUCCGGCGGGCCAAUAUCAAGGUUUGGAUGUUGACUGGUGACAAACGCGAGACGGCAAUCAACAUUGGACAUUCCGCCAAGAUCUGCCAGCCUUUUUCCGACAUAUUUAUACUGGAUGCUUCAGCAGAAGGCCCACACAUCGACGAAACCAUGGACGGAGUGCUGCGUGAAGUCAAGGAAGGAGCCAUCGAGCACUCUGUUGUCGUCAUUGAUGGACUGACACUGACCGAGGUCGAAAAUUCCAAGGCCUCCAAGGACCUCUUUUACGAUCUUCUGACGCGAGUCGAUGCUGUCAUCUGCUGCCGAGCAUCACCAGCCCAAAAGGCGGUGGUGGUGCAAUGCAUCCGCGACAAAGUCCCAGGGUCCCUGACACUGGCGAUUGGCGACGGCGCAAACGACGUCGCCAUGAUCCAGGCGUCACACGUCGGCAUCGGCAUCUCGGGCAAGGAGGGCCUCCAAGCCGCGAGGAUAUCGGACUAUUCGAUUGCGCAAUUCCGCUUCCUGCAGCGGCUCCUUCUCGUGCACGGCAGGUGGAACUACGUCCGGACCAGCAAGUACAUCCUCGGCACCUUUUGGAAGGAGAUCGUCUUCUACCUGAACCAGGCGCUGUUUGCGCGCUACAACGCCUACACGGGCACGUCGCUGUUUGAGUCGGCGAGCUUGACCGUCUUCAACGCCCUCUUCACCCUGCUCGCCGUCGUGCUCAUGGGCGUCUUUGAGCAGGACCUCUCGGCCGAGACGCUGCUGGCCUUUCCCGAGCUGUACGUCCUCGGGCAGCAGGACAAGGGGCUCAACUUUGUAAAGUACUUUGGCUGGAUGGUCCUCGGCGCCGCAGAGGCCCUCGUCAUCUUCUUUACCGUGUUUGCCGCGUACUCGCCGAUUUACUCGGACGACGACACGACCAUAUUCCCGAUUGGAAAUGCCGUGUUUACGGCCGUGGUUAUUUUUAUUAACAUCAAAAUGCUCCUAGUCGAAAUGCAUCACAAGACCUGGAUCGUUCUCGGCGGAUUCUUGAUCACCAUCACGGGCUGGUUCGUCUGGAACCUGUUCCUGGCGCUCGUCUACCAUCGCAGCAUCGGGCCCUACACGGUCCGGGGGUCCUUCAUUCACGGGUUUGGGCGGGUGCCGAAGUGGUGGCUAGCUGUCAUAGCGGCGUUGAUGGCGGCACUCAUGCUCGAAUUGAUCGUCAAGAGCAUCCGAAGGAUCUAUUUCCCGUCCGAUACGACCAUUAUGCAGGAGAUUGAGGCCGAACAACGUCGUAAACAGAGUAGGGCCAACAAGAGGCAUCAGGCGGAAAGGGCGCAAGAGGAGGGCCGAUUAUGAUGACGAGAUAUUUGUCACGCCUUUAUGUAAAUAAAUGAAUAUAAUAAUAUGCGGAACACAGUACACUAGCUCUAGUCUGCUAACACGAAGCUUCAGCUCGUCUGAUUCCCGG